This is a messenger RNA of Oncorhynchus kisutch (coho salmon), 2733 nucleotides long. RefSeq lists its product as uncharacterized. The transcript has 6 exons. NCBI's taxonomy places the organism in Eukaryota, Metazoa, Chordata, Actinopteri, Salmoniformes, Salmonidae. Gene Ontology annotation, biological process: response to bacterium. Bases 37 to 819 code for a protein of 260 amino acids. The record is from RefSeq and is a predicted model, not a curated record.
CACAACCAGACAGAGCACAAUAGAUCUACACACAGAAUGGCCAAAACCUUCCUACCAGCUCUACUGCUCUAUGGAUUGAGUUUGGUCUCUGUGUUGGUUUCUCAGUGUCAGACUAUGGUGGUCCGUACUGGGGAUACCAUCACCUUGCAGUGCUCCAAUGUUACAACGGCUGUGGGACACACAGCAUGGUUCAAGCAAGUCAAUGGAUCAGAGCCUGUGUGCAUCUCGUCUAUGUACGGCUUUAACUCAACACCUUAUCUCCACAAUAGUUUUCGAAGAAGCCAUUUUGAAAUGUUCAGCAACAACACCACUGUCUUUCUCACAAUCACAAAUGUGGAAAUAGCUGACUGUGGCCUGUAUUUCUGUGGAUUCUAUCCACAUAGCCACAUGUUCUUUGUCAACGCAACUGUUCUAAAAAUUCAAGGGCACAACGGAGGUGAGGAAAUACUAGAGUCAUCGACAAAAAGCACAGCCGAAGCAAAACCAAAACACUGUGAUGGAACUAUCAGUUUAGUAGGAGAGGAUGAUGAUGGAACGACGUACCUCCCUUCCCUGGUUGUGAUCCUGGCUGUUGUGACUGCGGUUCUACUGAUAGUAAUCCUCUUCCUGGUUCUCAAGAUCAGACGAGACACAAAAACACACAACACAGGUAUCGAGGCUCAACUGCAGCUACAAAAUAGCCAGGAUCCGGAUCAGGACCCAGAGUCUCUGAACUACUCAGAACUGAGUUUCCGUCAGAAGAGGUCCAGAAAUAAGAAGAGAGCUGAAGGUCAAAUGAUGGAGAUGGAGUCAAAUGUUGUUUAUGCUGCCACAAGAUAAUUGUCAAAUGUUUUAAUGUUGAUAUCAGUGUACUGUAGCACUGAUAAAGAACUCAUGUAAUACAUUGAAUAGUAGUAGUCAAAAAUCCCCUUGUGACGGCCAUCGUGAUUGAGUGCUGAGGUAGAGGGGCCAGUGAGGAACGCAUCACUUCCUGUGUUGUGAGUGACAGGAAGGAGCAGCUCAGUGUUGAGUGAGACCUGCUGAGGUGAACAUCACUGGGCAUAUCAUAGUCUUGACAGAAAGAUAGUGUAAUAUUAUUAUAAUAUUUUUUUUACUGAUAACCAACCUGCACCACAGGAAGACUGGCCUGGAGCUCUCUCUGUUUGUAUCUCUGUCUCUCUUUCUCUCUCUCUCUCUCUCUGUUUCUCUCUCUGUCUCUGCAUCUAACCACACAAUCUCUUAUCAGCAUUCAGGCCCCACAUCAAUUUCCAUUCCUACCGCUAGACUGAAAAUACCUGACCAAAACCAAACUACUCCAGGCUCCAGACCAGAGAGUUGUGCACAAUGUGUGAAGGGUACAAUGACAAACACUAUUAUACUUCAAAACAUUAUCUGCUGUUGUUAUCGUAAUUGUAUGGUUGAAUUUAUUUGAGUGCAUGAUGUACAAUGAUAUGAGUGGACAUCUGGGGUUUGGGACACCUGUACACCGCCACUGCCAAAAAAUACAAAUCUGCUGUUUAGUAAAAUAACCAUGCAUUUAGUGGGCUAUGUUCUAACAGUCCAUAACAUGUUAGUUUUUUUCAACUUCUUGAACACUUUUGUGCACUUGUAGGCAUACUUCAAUCAUAGUGCAUACAUGAUGUGUUUGCAUGCAUAGGGAACGUAUCCAUAAACAAUAGGCCUACUGCACUAAUGUUGUGUGCCGAGGCAGUUAUCAAUGCUCUCAGCCUGGUCUCAUACACUAGACGUAACAUAGUAAAUGUAAAUCAGGGAAGUUCUAAUUAGUAUGAUAUGUUACGUUUGGUAUGGUUACAUAAGACAGAAGGUUGUUGGUCGGGAUGGGUCGUUGGUCGGGAGGGAUGAUUAUCCAUUUAAUGUGAACCUCUAGCAACCCUUUUCCUUUCUAUUGAAUACUCUAUUGUCCGGUUGAAAUAUUAUCGAUUAUUUAGACAAUUGACAAGGAUGAAUUAUAAACAUCAUUUGACAUGUUUCAACGAACUUUACCAGUACUAUUAGGAUGUAUUCGUCUGCAUGCACCAACAAAACAGAGUAUUUGGGAUAUAAAUAGGGAGUUUAUCGAACAAAACAAACAUUUAUUGUGUAGCUGGGUCUCUUGUGACUGCAACCAGAUGAAGAUCUUCAAAGGUAAGUGAUUCACUUUAUCGCUAUUUCUGACUUUCGUGACUCCUCUACUUGGUUGGAAAAUGUUUGUAUGCUUUUGUAAGCGGGGCUCUGUCCUUAGCUAAUCGCAUGGUAUGCUUUCGCUGUAAAGCCUUUUGAAAUCUGACAAAGCGACUGGAUUAACAAGAAGUUAAUCUUUAAGCCGAUGUAUAACACAUGUAUUUUUAUGAAUGUUUAUUAUGACUAUUUCUGUAUUUUGAAUUUGGCGCUCUGCAAUUUCACCGGAUGUUGACGAGGUGGGUCGCUAGGGACACGCCUGAGCCAGAGAGGAUAUCAUACGAAAUGGAUGAUAGCCAUCCACAAAUUAAUACAUACCAUAUGAAACGUAACAUAUCAUACUAAUUGUAGUGUCCCAGAUUUACAUUUACUAUGUUACGUCUACCCCUGAGUCCAGGUUGAGGCUCUCUGCAAACUCUCAUCUGAUGCAUUCGCUGCACACACAACAUCCUCGACCUGUGGUCAGUGUCACCUUGCUGGUGUGAACAGGGAUGGAAAAAAAACACGUACAUCUCAUACAAAGGUCUUUGUGGUGAGAAGUUUCCACUGAACAACAAAACAUAAAUGUUUUUUUGG